CUAGAGCGGCUCGCUUCCCUUCCUCUUCGAGCGGCCGCUCCGUCUCUCCUCUCUAUGGUACUCGGCGGCCACCGUCCUCUCUGUGUGUGCGGGCCCCCCCCGCCGGAAGUGACGUCAGGACGCAGGCGCACGCAGCGGCGGCUGAGGCCUGAGGCGGGAGCGGCGGUUGAGAGCGGCGGGAGGGGGCGGCGCCAUGUCCUCGACGUCGCAGAAACACCGGGACUUUGUGGCUGAACCGAUGGGGGAGAAACCGGUUGGGACGUUGGCCGGGAUCGGGGACGUCUUGGGCAAGAAGCUGGAGGAGAAGGGCUUCGAUAAGGCCUACGUGGUGCUGGGGCAGUUCCUGGUGCUGCGCAAGGACGAGGAGCUUUUCCGCGAGUGGCUGAAGGAGACGUGCGGGGCCAACGCCAAACAGUCACGGGACUGCGCCGGCUGCUUGCGCGAGUGGUGCGACGCCUUCCUCUGAGCCCCCCCAUCCCCCCUGCACCCCGGCACCCCAAUACUCCCCCCCCCACCGGCACCCCCCCCUCCCCAGCACCCCAAACCCUUCCCCAUCCCCAGCAAACCAGGGGUUCCACCCACAUCACACCAGCCUUGCUCCCCCCACCCCCCCAAACUGUGGUGCUGCCAUCCCCCCUCCCCCCCGGGAUUGGGGACCUCCCCCAACUCCAUUUUGGGGUGCACCCCCCUUCCCCUCCCCCCCAACCCCAUUCUGGGGUGCCCCCCCUUCCUCUCCCCCCCAAACCAUCCCUGUUGGGGGUGUCUCGGGGUGCUGCCUCCCCUCCCAUCACCCCAAAACUGCCCAGCGGUGCAUGGGGGGUGGGGUGGGGUGUGUGGGGGUGCCCCCCUCCCCUCCCCCCAGGACUGCGCUGAUAUUGUCCCUCCCCCCACGAGGAAGGGGGGGAUUUUUGGGGUGUCCCCCCCCCACGGGGGGAAAUUUGUGUUAUUUUGGGGGUGUCCCCCCCCCCAAAUUUGUUUGUAAAAGAGUUUUCUAAACAAUAAAAGUUUUGCUGUGCUGGA
This is a messenger RNA of Grus americana (Whooping crane), 1020 nucleotides long. RefSeq names its product BAF nuclear assembly factor 1 (gene BANF1). The coding region runs from base 194 to 466 and encodes 90 amino acids. The transcript is spliced from 3 exons. Gene Ontology annotation, molecular function: DNA binding. The record is from RefSeq and is a predicted model, not a curated record. Lineage: Eukaryota; Metazoa; Chordata; Aves; Gruiformes; Gruidae.